Molecule: messenger RNA, 360 nt
Organism: Penicillium subrubescens
Lineage: Eukaryota; Fungi; Ascomycota; Eurotiomycetes; Eurotiales; Aspergillaceae
Product: fibronectin type III domain-containing protein
Exons: 1
Coding region: 1-360 (119 amino acids)
Molecular function (GO): acid phosphatase activity; metal ion binding
Source: RefSeq, a predicted model, not a curated record
AUGGUCUUUGCUAGUCAAUUUAAGCUCGCAGCUUCAGUGGCAGCAAUCGCCCAGCUAGCUUUUGCAGCGAACAACAACACCAGCGCUAUUAAUUCGCAAAUCCGUCUCGCGUACCAUGGCGACAACGGCAUGAUGGUAUCGUGGAACACGUUCCACAAGCUCGGCAAGCCUACCGUUCACUUUGGCCUCUCGGCCAGCAACCUCAACGAGACGGCCUCAUCUCCUGCUAGGCAGUGCGAUCGUAAGAAUUGUGCUGCACUUCCAAUAUCGCCCAUCUUCUUGAACAUUCCAAUUGAGAGUCUGAAAAAUAGGCUUCCAGAGAAUGCAUCUAACCGUCGCUUAACAAGACUAAAAGCAUAA